Messenger RNA from Helobdella robusta, 3452 nucleotides. RefSeq lists its product as hypothetical. Gene Ontology annotation, molecular function: long-chain fatty acid-CoA ligase activity. Gene Ontology annotation, cellular component: endoplasmic reticulum; plasma membrane; lipid droplet. Lineage: Eukaryota; Metazoa; Annelida; Clitellata; Rhynchobdellida; Glossiphoniidae. Gene Ontology annotation, biological process: long-chain fatty-acyl-CoA metabolic process; long-chain fatty acid metabolic process; neuron differentiation. The record is from RefSeq and is a predicted model, not a curated record. The coding region runs from base 238 to 2385 and encodes 715 amino acids. The transcript has 15 exons.
GAGGUUGAACCUUUUUGAAUUAUUUUUCGUUGCACCAUUUACAUUUUUACAGUGUAGUUUUUCGGAUUUAAUUGAGUUAAUUAAUUAACUAAAUAAAGUUUACUUUCACCGAACUUUAAAAUUAUUGUCAAGUAAUUAAUUGUAAUUCGUAAUUAAUUAUUAAUUACUUCUUUUGUUUUUUCUAUUCCUUGUGUGUGCACUAAACAACUAAAAAACCACCUACCUAGAAAGAAGAGAAUGGGAUUUAGGAUAUCAACUCUGGGCAUAUUACUGCAAGCUUUGUCGUAUAUUUUUGAUGCCAUAACCUUCCUGCCUUAUUAUUUCCUCACUGACCAUGAAGAAACAUUGAGAAAAUCAAACUGUGUCAAGGCAAAACCAGUGAAAGAGAAUGAUCCAUCUAGUCCCUACAGAGCAGUGGAAGCAAUUGAUGGCCUCUACACAUCACCAAUCCCUAACUGUAAUACAAUCAAUGAUCUUUUUGAUUAUGGAGUCAAGAAAUUUACUGAUAGUCCAACUUUUGGAAUGAGAGAAUUGCUUAAUGAGGAAGAUGAAGUUCAGCCAAAUGGAAAAGUUUUUAAAAAGGCAGUUUAUGGAGAUUAUAAAUGGAUGACUUACAAAGAGUUAGGUGGUAGAGUUGAAAAUUUGAGUUAUGGUCUUGCCCAGCUGGACUCUUCAUCUAUGGUUUGCAUAUAUGCUGAAACAUCAGCUGGAUGGCUCACCUCUGCUUUUGCAUGCUUCAAGUGCAACAUACCAGUAAUAACCUUGUAUGCCACACUUGGCGAAGAAGCUAUCAAGCAUGGAUUGAAUGAGACUGACGUCAACAUAAUCAUCACCACAGCUGAGGGAGUUACUAAAUUUUCGAAAAUUUUGAACCACCUACCAAAGCUGAAGUACAUCAUAUACUUUGAUGGCUUUUUCAGUUUGAGUUUGAAGAAGCAGAAUUAUGAUUCAUUUAAGAAUUCAUCUGUUAAGGUUCUCCCUCUGUCUAAAGUUGAAGAGAUUGGCGCUGCAGCUACAAAUAAAUCUGCUUUCCUCAAACGUGUUGCUCCAAAAGCCAGUGACCUGGCUGUUAUUAUGUAUACCAGCGGUUCAACUGGAUCUCCAAAGGGUGUGCUGAUAUCACAUGAAAAUAUAUGCAGCGCUCUUUCUGGCUUCAUUCCCGCCAUUGGACCCGUGAGUGCAUCGGACUCAUGCCUGGCCUACCUACCACUCGCUCACAUCUUGGAACUGUCAGCUGAGUUAGCUUCGUUCAUUUUGGGAGUUAAAAUUGGUUUCUCAUCUCCCAACACACUAACUGACCAGUCCUCGAAAAUAAAGAAAGGAAGCAAGGGUGACGUAUCAGUCUUGCACCCAACACUAAUCGCCAUUGUACCUGUGAUAAUGGACAGGCUGUACAAAGCAGUUUGGGACAGAGUCAAUGCAUCGAAUGAGUACAAGAAAGCUUUUUUUAAGUUCGCUUACGAUUACAAAAAGAAAUGGUACAAGGCUGGGUACAAGACACCAUUACUUGAUAAGCUGAUAUUUCAAAAGCUGCGGAACCUAUCAGGGGGGCAGGUGAGGCUGAUGCUAUCCGGUGGCGCUCCUCUCUCCGAUUCAACUCAGGAAUUUGUCAACAUUUGCUUUUGCUGCCCCGUCGGUCAAGGCUAUGGACUGACAGAGACUUGUGGAGUUGGAACAAUACAGCAUUAUGACGACCGAUCUGUUGGUAGGGUUGGUAAGCCUCUGGCCUGCUGUGAAAUCAAAUUGGUGGACUGGGAAGAAGGUGGUUAUCAUUCAAGUAACCAACCAAACCCUCGCGGCGAGAUAUGGAUAAGCGGAGGGAGUGUGACUUUGGGAUACUACAAGGACCCGGUAAAAACAGCCGAAAGUUUCAAGGUCAUUGGCGGGAAAAGAUGGUUUGCAACUGGAGACAUUGGAACGUUUGAGCCAGAUGGAUGUCUUAGAAUUAUUGAUAGAAAGAAAGAUUUGGUGAAACUGCAGGCAGGUGAGUACGUCUCUCUUGGAAAAGUUGAAACAGUUUUGAACCUGAGUCCUUACGUUGACAACAUCUGCCUGUGUGCUGACCCACUGAAGAACCACACUGUUGCUCUCAUCCUGCCUUACAGGAAGAACUUAAUUCAACUGGCUUCCAAGUUGGGCAUCGAAACAACAGAUGAACAAGGUUUGGAUCUGUUUGACAGGAAGGAAAUAGUUGAUGCAGUGUUUAAAAAUAUCCAGGAAGUAGCUGCAGCAGGAAAGCUUGAGAAAUUUGAGAUUCCAACUCGAAUUAAAUUGGUAAAAGAGCUGUGGACAACUGAUGGAGGAUUUGUAACUGAGGCUUACAAACUGAAGAGAAAGUUUAUUGAAACCUUCCACAAGGAAGAUAUCAAGCAGUUGUAUGCCUAACUGUUUUGUGGACAUACGUGGCAGCCGUUGUUUUUCAUUUACUUGCUUCGUUGUUUUCAUUUUAAGUUGUUUAUAAUCAACUGAAAUUGAACGCCUAUAAUUAAUUUUGUUUAUUUUAUUCAUAAAGAUCAUGAUUUAUUUUUGCUCAUACAACGCACAUACUUAAUUAAUUGUGUUUUUCAAUUAUUCAAAAUUAUUUAAAAUAGCGAGUUUUGGUACUUUGCAACGUAGUUGUGUUUAUAGCUUUUUUUAUUAUUUUUAAAUUCUUGAUUUUGUUUGUUUAAAAUAUGUUUUUAUAUUACUGAUAUGAAGCGAUGUACUUUGAUGUUGUGCGUGACUCAGCAGUAAUUGUUAACAGCAUUCUUUCAUUUUUUUUACAUUUUAUCAUGUUCGUACUAAAACUUGAUUUAAUUUUUUACAGCUAGAUAUGAUUAGAUGCAGGCUCAUUUAUUUUUAUGGAAUAUAUAUUUUUUGAGCUGCCUUCACGUUAUAAAUAUUUACACCAGUUAGUGCGUUGAUAUGUUGUCUUGCGUUUAAUCUUGCGUCUUGGAAAUCGUGUCUGGCAAAACUUGUAAUGCUUUGUGAAGCUUUAAUACACAUCUGACGGGUAGAUAAAGUUUUGUGAUGACUUCUACAUUUCUUUAUGUUUUGAUAAAGAUUGAUUGAUUGAGUAGUGCUUUAUUGUUUUAUUGCAGAAAUUUUCACGCGUUUUACUACAGGAGCUUUGUUGGAUAAAAAUUUUGCGUACAUAAUUAAUUACUGCACAUAAUUACUGAUAUAAUUUUUGUCACUUUUGUGAAUUGCCUUGUGCAUGCAUAUAUCAUUUUGUAAGAAUUGUUAAUAUAACUUAAAAAAUGAACUUUUUGUUUACAAAACAUUUGUAAAAUCAGUUAGACUUGUUUAGUAGAGUCCAUAACUUAAAAUAAUAAAGAAUUUUACGUAGGGUGGCAUUUUCUAAAUAUGUUUAUCAUUUUAACAUGAUCAAUUAGCUUCACUGGGCUUCUUCUCAUUGUUUAAUGCAGUAUAUACACACAUGUUUUUUUCUUAAAGAAUGAAUGUUAAAAGAA